Messenger RNA from Polistes canadensis, 2422 nucleotides. RefSeq names its product cytochrome P450 4C1-like. Gene Ontology annotation, molecular function: iron ion binding; monooxygenase activity; heme binding. Bases 640 to 2202 code for a protein of 520 amino acids. NCBI's taxonomy places the organism in Eukaryota, Metazoa, Arthropoda, Insecta, Hymenoptera, Vespidae. The transcript is spliced from 14 exons. The record is from RefSeq and is a predicted model, not a curated record.
AAAUAGAAAGAAAAGAGUGUUUAGAUUAUUUUUUUACAUACAUCAGAUAUAACAGUUCAUAACAAAAAGAGUUCAAGUUCUUAAAUUUUUAUAUAUCGUGUAAAAUUUGAUAGAAUUGUUCCUAAUAUUUAAUGUUGAUAAAACAGUUUACAAUUUCGAUAUUGUUGUACAAUUAAAGUGUGAGUUAUAAUCUCUCGGUUGGACAUAAAUAUACGCAUCAAACCAAAUUUUUAAUUAUUGGAGAGUUGUGUGCUUGUUAAUGCAAAUUUAAAAAAUGGGGACAGCACUUAAACGAUGGAAUUAGAAAUCUGCAUAUAUACUGGACUGGUAUACUUAAUAUGUUAAUAGUCGUAGAAGAUAUAAGUUGCGGACGACACAAGUUGCUCACCGAACACACGAACGAGAAAAUUUCGUAAUAGUUUUUUAAAAAAAGAAAAAAAAAAAAAAAAAAAAAACAGUGAAGUCGAUGAAAAGGGUUUUAUCAAUUCGAAAGAAUAAACAACGUCGCGUAGAAAAAGGUGAUACGGAAUAACGAUAAUUUUUAUUUCAACCGAAAGAAGAAGGGCCGAAAAUCGAGAAAGUGAUUGUGACAGAGGAUAUAAAUUUCUUUUCCCACUUUUUUAUAUCGAUCAAGAUACAAUGUUUCUCAUGAUCCUGACGAGUUUGAUUUUAUUUUUAUUUAUAUUACACUGUUACAUAAGAUACAGAAGAGAAGGUAGACUUCUCAAUCAAAUUCCAGGACCAAAAGAAUAUCCCUUAAUCGGAAAUAUGCAUCAUUUUCAAGUUCCCAAUGAAAUAUUCAUGAAAAAAUAUUGGAAUUUUGGGGAAGAAUUUUAUCCUAUAUUCAAAAUAUGGUCCCUUUUUUUCUCGUCUAUAAUUUUACUUCAUCCGGAAGAUAUUAAGAUAUUUAUGACAAGUAAAAAACUUACAAACAAAUAUGUCCCAUACAAAUAUAUGGAGAGUUGGCUUUCUACUGGAUUGCUUACUAGCGGAGGUGAAAAAUGGCAACAACGAAGAAAAAUAUUGACACCUACCUUUCACUUCGAUAUAAUUAAACAUUUUCUCGUUACAUUUAACGAGGAAGCCCAAUUUCUCGUAAGAUCUUUACGAGAAGAAGCACAAGAACAAGAUGAUGGUUUUAUCGUCGUAGAUUUGUUACAACUUAUUACGAAGCAUUCUUUAAAUAUAAUAUGUGAAACGAUUUUGGGUAUCUCAUUAAAAGAAAAGGGUAACCUUGAAUCUGAAUAUCGUAAUGCCGUUCAUGGUUACGGAAAAAUAAUACCAUAUAGAUUUGUGAGACCUUGGUACCAUUUCGAUAAAUUAUUUGCCUUCUCACCAACAGGUCGGUUGGAAAAGAAACUGUUGAAAACGUUGCACAAUUUUUCCAAAAAUAUAAUUGCAGAAAGAAUGCGUUUUCACGAACAAACGGAUUAUAAAUAUUUACAAAAUUUAAAUCAAGUUAAUGAAGAAAAUGAGAUAAUUUCGGAAGAAUUGGAGGAAUAUAAUAAAAGAACGGGAUUGAAAAGAAAACUUUGUUUGUUAGAUCUACUUAUAGUUUUGAAUUUGGAAAAUAAACAAAUCGAUUAUGAUGGAAUUCGAGAGGAAGUUGAUACAUUUAUGUUCGAGGGUCACGACACUACGGCUAUGGUAUUGUGCUUUGCAUUGAGUCUUUUUGCAAAACACAGAAAUGUUCAGGAAAAUAUAAGACGCGAAGUGAACACGGUCAUGCAACGAGAAGAUUGUAAACUGACGACUUCGAUGCUUCAAGAUUGUUCAUAUUUGGAAAGAUGCAUAAAAGAAUCACUUCGUUUAUAUCCAAGCGUUCAUACUAUAUUUCGUUAUUUAAAUGAAGAUUUGCAAUUGAGUAAUUACGUAGUUCCCGCUGGAUCAAGUUGUCAAGUGAGUAUCUACAACGUACACAGAAAUCCGAUAUAUUGGCCAAAUCCGGAUAUUUUUGAUCCGGAUAGAUUUUUACCGGAAAAUAUGAAAGAACGUCAUCCUUACUCGUACAUACCGUUUAGUGCAGGAAUGAGAAACUGUAUUGGUCAAAAAUUUGCCAUGUUUGAACUGAAAGUAUUAAUAGCCCAUAUUUUGCAUAAUUUUAAUCUGGAACCGGUGGACGAACUCGAAGAUGUCAUUAUAAAUGCAGAUAUAACUAUGAACCCUUCUAAACCACUUCACGUUAAGUUUAUUCCAAUAUGAAGGAUACUUAGAAUAGAAAACAGAAUAAUAUUUAAUUAUGAAUUUUCACUUUUUAAUAUUUUGUAAUAAAAUAAAUGAAAUAUAUAAAGGUAAUUAGGUAAUUAAAGGUAAUAAAUAAGAUUUUUCGAGAGUAUUACUGUGCAAGGAAUAUUUAGGGGGAAAAAAAAACAAUGAAAAAGAUAUAAAAAUAUUAUAAUAUAUUAAUCAGGAAGAGUUAAAA